Messenger RNA from Microthlaspi erraticum, 3724 nucleotides. The record is from the annotation of a GenBank genome assembly. Lineage: Eukaryota; Viridiplantae; Streptophyta; Magnoliopsida; Brassicales; Brassicaceae.
GUACUUGCUGUUUUGGCUUGUCGUUCUGUCUGCAAAGUUCUCAUUCGCGUACUUUCUUCAGAUUGAGCCGCUUGUUGGUCCAACAAGGAUUAUAGUGAAACAAAAUAACAUUCCGUAUUCCUGGCAUGAUUUUGUGUCGAGUAAAAACUAUAAUGCUCUGACUGUUGCCAGUUUAUGGGCUCCUGUGGUCGCUAUAUACCUAUUAGACAUCCAUAUAUUCUACACCAUUAUCUCUGCUUUUUUGGGGUUCUUGCUUGGUGCGCGAGAUCGUUUGGGAGAGAUAAGAUCUUUAGAUGCUAUUCACAAACUCUUUGAGGAAUUUCCAGGGGCCUUUAUGAAGGCUCUUCAUGUCCCUCUUACCAAUCGGACUUCUGAUCCUUCUUAUCAGGCUGUGGAUAAGAACAAAUUAGAUGCAGCACACUUUGCUCCAUUUUGGAACCAAAUAAUAAAAAGUCUACGAGAGGAAGACUACAUCACUGAUUUUGAGAUGGAACUGCUCCUGAUGCCCAAGAAUUCUAGUAGGCUCCAAUUGGUUCAGUGGCCACUUUUUCUUCUUUCCAGCAAGAUAUUAUUGGCCAAAGAGAUUGCUGCUGAGAGUAAUUCACAAGAGGAGAUUCUGGAGAGGAUUGCAAGGGAUGAGUAUAUGAAGUAUGCUGUUGAGGAAGUCUAUCACACCCUUAAAUUUGUCCUUACAGAAACUCUGGAAGCCGAAGGGAGGAUGUGGGUGGAAAGAAUUUACGAAGACAUUCAGGCCAGCAUAAAGGAGAGAAAUAUACAUCAUGAUUUUCAGUUGAACAAACUCUCCCUUGUUAUCACGAGAGUCACUGCGCUCUUGGGAAUCCUGAAAGAAAAUGAAACACCGGAGCACGCAAAAGGGGCCAUCAAAGCACUCCAGGAUCUAUACGAUGUUAUGCGGCUUGACAUAUUAACUUUUAAUAUGAGAGGUCACUAUGAAACGUGGAACAUGCUAACUCAAGCCUGGAAUGAAGGUCGGCUUUUUACAAAGUUGAAAUGGCCUAAAGAUCCUGAGAUGAAAGCUCUCGUCAAAAGAUUGUACUCUCUAUUUACCAUCAAAGACUCUGCAGCGCAUGUUCCUAGAAAUCUCGAGGCCAGACGCAGGCUGCAAUUCUUCACUAAUUCUCUUUUCAUGGAUGUGCCACCACCAAAGUCUGUCCGCAAGAUGUUAUCCUUCAGUGUCUUCACUCCAUAUUAUUCUGAGGUUGUGCUAUACAGCAUGGCUGAACUCACUAAGAGAAAUGAGGAUGGAAUAUCAAUCUUGUUUUACCUUCAGAAAAUUUAUCCAGAUGAGUGGAGAAAUUUUCUAGCACGUAUAGGACAGGAUGAAAAUGCGUUAGAAGGCGAUCUAAAUAAUGAGAGAGACAUACUUGAACUUCGAUUUUGGGCUUCUUACCGUGGACAAACGUUAGCUAGAACAGUUCGGGGGAUGAUGUAUUAUAGGAAAGCUCUCAUGCUUCAGUCUUAUCUGGAAAGAAAUGCUGGAGGAGACAUGGAGUCCGGACUUUCUGGUAAUUACACAAUGGAUGCUGAAGGAUUUGAGUUAUCUCCUGAAGCAAGGGGCCAAGCAGAUUUAAAGUUUACAUACGUUGUCACAUGCCAAAUAUAUGGAAGACAGAAAGAAGAUCAAAAACCUGAAGCUGUUGACAUUGCUUUGCUAAUGCAAAGAAAUGAAGCCCUUCGCAUUGCUUAUAUCGAUAUUGUUGAUACUCCGAAAGAGGGUAAAUCUCACACAGAGUAUUAUUCAAAGCUUGUGAAGGCCGACAUCAGUGGAAAGGAUAAGGAAAUUUACUCCAUAAAGUUGCCUGGGGACCCGAAACUUGGUGAAGGCAAACCUGAGAAUCAAAACCAUGCCAUUGUGUUUACACGCGGAAAUGCAAUCCAAACUAUUGAUAUGAAUCAGGAUAAUUAUUUUGAAGAAGCCUUGAAGAUGAGAAAUCUUUUGGAGGAAUUUGAUCGGGACCAUGGAAUUCGACCUCCCACCAUUCUUGGAGUUAGGGAACAUGUAUUUACUGGAAGUGUCUCGUCCUUGGCCUCUUUCAUGUCCAAUCAAGAAACCAGCUUUGUAACUCUUGGUCAACGAGUAUUGGCGAAACCAUUAAAGAUCCGCAUGCAUUAUGGUCAUCCAGAUGUCUUUGACAGAGUUUUCCAUAUUACACGUGGUGGUAUCAGCAAGGCCUCUCGGAUUAUCAAUAUUAGUGAAGAUAUUUUUGCUGGUUUUAACACAACUCUACGUCAAGGGAAUGUUACUCAUCAUGAGUAUAUUCAGGUUGGCAAAGGGCGAGAUGUGGGGCUCAAUCAAAUAGCUCUAUUUGAAGGGAAGGUUGCUGGUGGGAAUGGUGAACAGGUUCUUAGUCGGGAUGUAUACAGACUUGGCCAGCUCCUUGAUUUCUUUCGAAUGAUGUCAUUCUACUUUACAACUGUUGGGUUCUACUUCUGUACGAUGCUGACGGUGCUUACAGUGUAUAUUUUCUUAUAUGGGAGGGCAUAUCUGGCACUUUCUGGAGUUGGAGCUACUAUUCGAGAAAGAGCUAUUCUUCUGGACGAUACUGCACUUAGUGCCGCCCUGAAUGCUCAGUUUCUGUUGCAAAUUGGUGUCUUCACUGCUGUGCCAAUGGUUUUGGGCUUUAUUUUGGAACAGGGUUUUCUCCAGGCCAUUGUCAGUUUCGUAACAAUGCAAUUUCAGCUAUGUACUGUCUUCUUCACAUUUUCCCUUGGCACAAGAACCCAUUAUUUUGGACGGACAAUUCUCCAUGGUGGUGCAAGGUACCAAGCCACUGGAAGAGGCUUUGUCGUCAAGCAUAUCAAAUUCUCUGAAAACUACCGGCUUUAUUCCAGAAGUCAUUUUGUCAAAGCGAUGGAGGUUAUUCUCUUAUUGGUUGUCUACCUUGCGUAUGGCAAUGAUGAGGCUGGUGCAGUUUCCUACAUUCUUCUGACCGUUAGCAGCUGGUUUCUGGCUGCUUCUUGGCUUUUUGCUCCCUACCUGUUCAACCCUGCCGGAUUUGAGUGGCAAAAAGUCGUGGAAGACUUCAAAGAAUGGACAAACUGGCUCUUUUACAGAGGUGGAAUUGGUGUGAAAGGAGCUGAAAGCUGGGAAGCAUGGUGGGAAGAAGAACUGUCUCACAUCCGGACCUUGAGCGGGAGGAUAAUGGAGACUGUUUUAAGUCUACGGUUCUUCAUCUUCCAGUAUGGAAUUGUCUACAAACUGGACCUACAAGGAUCAGACACAUCACUUGCGAUUUAUGGUUGGUCCUGGGCUGCAUUGGCGAUAAUUAUAGUUCUCUUCAAGGUCUUUACCUUCAGCCAGAAGAUAUCUGUCAACUUCCAGCUUGUGCUGAGGUUUAUACAAGGCCUGGUCUUGUUGGUGGCUCUAGCUGGGAUAGUCGUAGCAGUUGUACUCACAAAUCUGUCAGUGGUGGACAUAUUCGCUUGCGUACUGGCGUUUAUACCGACAGGAUGGGGAAUCCUCUCUAUUGCUUGUGCUUGGAAGCCGAUCGUGAAGCGAAUCGGAAUGUGGAAAUCGAUCCGUUCCCUAGCGAGACUGUAUGAUGCAGGAAUGGGAAUGCUCAUAUUCCUUCCCGUUGCGCUCUGCUCCUGGUUCCCUUUCGUCUCCACUUUCCAGACACGUAUGAUGUUUAACCAGGCGUUUAGUCGUGGUCUGGAGAUCUCUCUCAUCCUCGCAGGAAACAAUCCCAACUCUGGACUUUGA